AUGGCUUCGAAAUCAGCGCCUCCAGAGGGUACCGCAGCUGAAAAGGAAACGGUUAUUCCGAUGCCGACAAAGGUGUCACUGGGCGCACAAGCCAAGAAACACGAGGGCCUGAUUGACUACAGUAUGGUGGACGGGACAAAUCUCUUUGCACCGGCCAACCCCGACAGCCCCCUGUUGGCGCCCCUGAAGGGUUUGAAGAAAGCAGGACUGAUUCCGCAGGGCACGUAUAUAUACGACGCCAAUCACCCGAUCCGGCUGCUCUUCCGGCUCACGGGCACCGCCGCCAAGAUGGCUCUCCUCAGCUCCAGCUUCUGGCUAAUCAUAUCCGUCCACGUGUUGCUCCUCAUCUGCUACUACCAGACCGACCACAACAAGAUCCGCAUCGACACGACACCUGGCAACACGCCUUGGCCGUUUCUGCGGUCCAGCACAUAUGCCGGCUUCCUGGGAACGCUGGUGUCGUUCGUUCUCGUGUUCCAAACGACGCAGAGUUACGCCAGGUUCUUUGUGCAGUACGACGCGUGCAACCUGGUAGCCAAGGCCGCGUGGCAGUUCACGACGGACCUGCGGACGCGCUUCGACGACGACCGCUUCCCGGGCGCGUCCAUCGUCCGCCAAAAGCUGCUGAAUUACUGCAUCGCCUGCUGCUACCUCGGCUUCGCCUGGCUGCCCCACUACAAGAAGAACGACCUCCACGUGUGGGCGCUCAAGAGAGUGCACGACAGGCAGCUGCUGACGUUAGAGGAGGAGGCCUUAAUCCUUGCACUGCCGGAAGGGGUGAAGCCCGUGUUCUCGGUCGUCAAGUGGACGAUGUACCUGAUCUUCCAGGAAUUCCGGGCGGGGCAUAUCACCGAGCGAACCCACGACACGCUUGCCGGCGCCUUCCUGCGCCUUUUCAACGGGUUCAGCACUCUCUACGAAUACGCCGCCACGCCGGUACCCUUUGCGUUUCACCACCUUUUGAACGUCAUGGCGAUCGGAUACCUAUUGAUACUGGCUUACACUCAGGUGUUCUCCUCCGGUUACUGGUCCAUAUUUCCGAUGCUUCUGACCGUCCUCUGCACGCUGGGCAUUCGCGAGCUGUCCAAUGCGCUCGCGGACCCUUUUGGCUGUGACGAAACGGACAUCCCCGUCUUGGACAGCGUCCUCAUCUGGGACUGGUUUUUCACCGACUGCGCCAUGGGCCACAUCGAAAAGUUCAAAUACUCUGUGGAGUCAGCAUAG
This is a messenger RNA of Klebsormidium nitens, 1224 nucleotides long. The record is from the annotation of a GenBank genome assembly. NCBI's taxonomy places the organism in Eukaryota, Viridiplantae, Streptophyta, Klebsormidiophyceae, Klebsormidiales, Klebsormidiaceae.